AUGGCUUUGGCGAAUGAGAGUACUCUCAGCAACAGUGCUAAGAAUACCAUCAAAGCAUGUGUGUUUUCUUUUGAAGAACACACCCUUGCCGAGAAACUGAUCAAAAUAUUGCAACCGUUUGAAAAAGCUACCACUAUAGUUUCUGCCAAAAAAAACCCAACACUCCAAAAAAUCAUGCCUAUCAUUAUCAAGAUUGAUAAUUGCAUGAAGACAAGUGAUGAUGAUCCUGAUGUCAUUAAGAAGGUGAAAGAUGUUAUCAGACAGCAAAUGGCAUACAGAACCAGUGGUGACAAAGAGCUGAUAUCCAUGGCAUGCGUAUUGAACCCUUUUGCAAAGGACCUUGAAUUCCUCAGUGCUGAGGACCGGGCAUUUGCGCAUGACCUUCUUCUUAAGCAAGCUGGGGGUGUGAACAUUGCCAGCAUUAACAUGAUUAAGAAGGAACCAGGUACAGAGGACGUUCUCCCACACUUGACAAACCUUGGCAUACAUGAUGAGGAUGGUAAGGUCAUAUCUGUGGAGGAGGACAUUUCACUUACACUUUCACCUGCAAAGCGAAUUUGUCCAGCAGCAGACAUGGAUGAGUGGUUGGAGGAUGUAUUGUGUACAGGUGAAACUGUCAAGCCAAGAGAAGAUGUAGUCUUUCAAGAGGUAGCAAGGUAUCUUGGCUCAGCUCACACAGACAGGCAGUUAACCCUUUUAGAUUGGUGGAAGAAAAAUGCUCAGUAUUUUCCUCGCAUAAGUGGCUUGGCAAGAAAGUAUUUGGCUAUACCAGCAUCCUCAGUCCCAUCUGAGAGGGUGUUUAGCUUGGCAGGUAAUCUCGUCAACAAAAAGAGAGCAAGACUCAGCCCUAACAACAUUGACUUGCUUGUAUUCUUGCGAAAAAACAUGGAACUGUAUUGGUAA
Haliotis rubra (blacklip abalone) is the source of this 903-nucleotide messenger RNA. RefSeq names its product zinc finger BED domain-containing protein 4-like. Gene Ontology annotation, biological process: regulation of transcription by RNA polymerase II. NCBI's taxonomy places the organism in Eukaryota, Metazoa, Mollusca, Gastropoda, Lepetellida, Haliotidae. The record is from RefSeq and is a predicted model, not a curated record. The transcript has a single exon. Gene Ontology annotation, molecular function: protein dimerization activity. Gene Ontology annotation, cellular component: nucleus. Bases 1 to 903 code for a protein of 300 amino acids.